Molecule: messenger RNA, 783 nt
Organism: Oldenlandia corymbosa var. corymbosa
Lineage: Eukaryota; Viridiplantae; Streptophyta; Magnoliopsida; Gentianales; Rubiaceae
Source: the annotation of a GenBank genome assembly
AUGCCAAGUUUACUUUGCAGGCCAAUCAAGGAAGGAAGGAUGGAUCUUGACUACCUAUGUGAUAGAGAGUUGGUUCAAGAGAGCUAUGAUCAAGAUGAUGAGAAUGUCAUUAACCUUUGGGUGCAAACCAAAGGAGAUGAUUCACUCAUGGAAAUAAGUGCUCAAGAGUAUCAAGGGAGUUUGACUCUAGGUUGUUUUCGUUCUAGUGCUUUGAAUUGGUGGAAGCUAGUUUCAAAUAUCUAUUCGCAUCAUUGGUAUCGUAAUUUGGAAGAUUGGCAUGAUUUGAGGAAUGCUUCGCGAGAAAUAUAUGAUGGUACUAACACCUUUGAUGAAGCAAAAGUAAAGUUGCUCAAUUGUAAGCAGAAUGGUAGAUCCGUUCAAUCUUACUUUGAGGAGUUAGAAGGUUUGUUUCUGAGUUCGGGGGUGGAUGAGAACGACUACAUGUUGACAGAUCAUUUUCACUAUGGCUUGGACAAGGGGUUCAAACAACACCCAAAGAUGAGGAGGCAAUCAAGGCCCUAUGAGGCAUACUAUGCUGCCUUAGAAGUGGAGAGAAAGCAUGAUACUUCUUGUGGUUGGAAUGGUCCAAUUGAGGAUCAAGGGCCAAUCAAGGAAGAAAGGAUGUAUCUUGACUACCUAUGUGAUAGGGAGUUGGUUCAAGAGAGCUAUGAUCAAGAUGAUGAGAAUGUCAUUCACUUUGGGGUUCAAACCAAAGGAGAUGAUUCACUCAUAGAAAUAAGUGCUCAAGAGUAUCAAGGGAGUUUGACUCUAGGUGCUCCAUGA